AUGACAGAGUGUACGAAAAGCGCGGUCAUGCUAGACGAGGAACUGUCUAAAUUCUUCGAUAUUGAGCAGGGUGUCCCACAAGGUUGCACGCUGUCCCCAACAUUGCUCCAGGUGUUCAUCAACGAUCUGUUGGAAGUCGUAGAGGCAGUCCGGAAGGGAGUAAAAGUAGUGAAAGAACUCGAGGCGGCGCAGAUGAAAGCAGCGAAAAUCAUCCUAGGAUGCUCCAAGCGCACAAGUAAUGCAGCCGUCAGGGCAGAAUCGGGGAUCCAAUCCCUACGGUCGGGAAGAGACGCGAGGAAGUUGACAUGGCAGUAUCGCAUGUUGAUGUGCGGGAUGGGAGAGGAGAGGUUGCCGAGAAUAGUGUGGGAGGCGAAGUGGGCAAACAAAAAGAGGGGUAGACAAGAUGAAACGCUGGAAACGGAGGGUCCACGGAGGUUCAAGGAGCAGAUAUCUGCUGCUUGUGCCGAGAGAGAAGAACGAAAUCUAAGGAAAGAAUCCAAGGAUAAGGAGGGUCUAGAAGUGUACGGAAUGUUGAAGGAAGGAAUAGGGUUCAAGGACUACCUACAUGGACCAAUGGAUGCAGGAACAAAGCUUAAGGUCAAAUUCAGGACCGGGGACAUAGGCCU
This is a messenger RNA of Ectocarpus sp. CCAP 1310/34, 626 nucleotides long. The record is from the annotation of a GenBank genome assembly. NCBI's taxonomy places the organism in Eukaryota, Phaeophyceae, Ectocarpales, Ectocarpaceae.